This is a messenger RNA of Austrofundulus limnaeus, 3945 nucleotides long. RefSeq names its product transmembrane protein C15orf27. The record is from RefSeq and is a predicted model, not a curated record. Gene Ontology annotation, cellular component: dendrite; plasma membrane. The transcript has 11 exons. Gene Ontology annotation, molecular function: voltage-gated channel activity. NCBI's taxonomy places the organism in Eukaryota, Metazoa, Chordata, Actinopteri, Cyprinodontiformes, Rivulidae. Bases 1284 to 2930 code for a protein of 548 amino acids.
GCAGCGGCAGCAGCAGCAGCAGCAGCAGCAGCCCACGUUCAGCAGCUCCACAUUGAUUGAUGUGCGCUUUAACCAUCGACUGGCUGAUCCCCAUGAAUGACACACGGAUAGGCCAAUUGCUGUACAGGCAGUUUAUAUUCCCAUAGUAUCUUUAUUUUGGGAAACCAGGAAAAAAAACGAAGCCUCUCAUGACACACAGAGCGAGGAGCGAGCAAACCAGGCGUAAAGAUCCUAAAAAUCAUCCGUUUUCACAUUCAAGGCUUCAAAACGCGGACUGCUCCCACUCCCUCCCUCUUAAACGCACAGAUCCACCUCACGGCCAGGAUUUUUUUCUCUUUUUGUGUUAUCAUUACUUAUCGUUUAUUUAUUUAUAUAUUAUUUUUUUACAGCCUUCGUCGUGACCGGAGCGAUGCAAAUGUCACGCGGCUGCCUGGCUGCCAGUGAGCGGGCUCGGCGCGGACACAUCGGGCUUUUGGUCUCCUCCGGAUGAGAUCCACCGCGUCUUCGUCCUCCCUGCUGCCCUGGGGGUUGGGGGGGCUUCGUUAAAAGGAGAGAGAGAGAGAGAGAGAGAGAGAGAGAGAGAGAGAGAGAGAGAGAGAGANGAGAGAGAGAGAGAGAGAGAGAGAGAGAGAGAGAGAGAGAGAGAUCUGAGGCUUCAGCACCUGGACAGCUCCUCUUUCCCCCACCUCCCACCUCCUUCCCCACCCCGCUGUGCACGCCGGGGGAAACCCUCAGCUGGAAAGAAGAAGAGGGGGGCAGAGAGCCGAGCGCAACCUGGACCCGCAUCUGGACCUGAACCCCCCUACCUCCUCCCCUCCUUCUUCUCCUUAAAUCCCGCUCUAAUAAGACUUUCAGGCAAACGAAGGGGCCUUUAAACCCAGCACCGUGGUACAGCACGUAAAAGAAGAGGAAGACGCUAAUAAUAUGUGGGAGUGACGAUGCUUCUGGCAUCUGUUUGGUGUUUUUGCACUAAAAAGGCGCGCGGCGCAGGCAGCUCAUCCAGUGCAGAAGUGGCCAGGAUCCUUGCUGCAGCCUACACACACACUGAGAGCCUGCUGCUACUGCUGCUGCCACUGCUGCUACUGCUGCUUCCCUCCCCCUGAUCACCACCGAGGGAGACGUUACUAUCUGCAGGGAGACACCAUGUAAACCUCACCCUGCUGUGACAUGAAAGCUGCAGCUCUCAGGUGGGGAGUUCAACUGCAGCUCUAAAACGGGCAGAAGUGAGUGGAGACCUCGUGAACGGCACCACCACACUGCUGCCUUCUCCAUCACUCAUCAUCAUGGCUAAUGCUGAGGAAGUGGAACAGGCAGGUCUGUCAGACUUGGAGAUCAUCUCGCAGCCGGUGGAGGAUGAGAACCAGUGCCUGGCUCCUCCGGUCCAGCUGGUGAGCUUUGGCUACAGAGAUCUGCCGCUCGCAGCUCUGGACCUCUCAUUGGCCGGCUCGCAGCUGCUCUCCAACGCAGAUGAAGAUGAAAACAGGGACGGAUCUAACUGGCUGAAGCCGUGCUGUGGCCGUCGUGUGGCCCUGUGGCAGGUCUGUCUGCUCAGUGCUGGCUUCAACUGUGUCCUGGUGGCCUGCGUCAUCCUGGUGGUGCUUUUUCUAACUUUGGAGCUUCUCAUAGACACCAAACUAUUACAAUUUUCCAAUGCUUUCCAAUUUGCCAGCAUUAUCCACUGGAUUAGUCUUAUCAUCCUGUCACUCUUUUUUUCUGAGACUGUCUUCAGAAUUAUAGUGCUUGGGAUCUGGGAUUACAUAGAAAACAAAGUAGAGGUGUUUGACGGUGCUGUUAUCGUGCUCUCUCUGGCCCCAAUGGUGGCCUCAACAGUGGCCAACGGGCCCAGCAGCCCCUGGGACGCCAUCAGCCUCAUCAUCACUCUACGCAUUUGGAGGGUGAAGAGAAUCAUUGAUGCUUAUGUGCUCCAGGUCAAAGUUGAGAUGGAACUGGAGAUCCAGCAGUGUGAGAAGACCAAGGCUGUUCGAGAGGAGCAGCUGGAGCGUCUCACUCAGAUCUGUCAGGAGCAGGCUUUUGAGAUCAGGCAGCUGAGGGCACAUCUGGCCCAGCAGGACCUGGACCUGGCAGCAGAGCGAGAAGCAGCCAUGCAGAUCCACCACGCCUGGGGGAACCAGAGCAAGAGCUUUCAGGUGGUCGAAGGUUUGACGCCCGGGGAGUCGGAUGACGAGGGCGGUCAGCGAAACCCCAGGGAGCCUCACGCUAAUGCAGAUCCAGUUGUACGUGAUGACAUGAACAAUUACAUCAGCCAGUAUUACAGUGAAGUCAGCAGUGAUGCUGGAGCAUCAGGCCUUGGCGCACGGGUCAUCACCACGGCAGCCAUCGACGUCCACCUCCCCAGCAGCACAAACCCCAUCCAGUCGAACCCACUGCUCGCCAUGGAGCGGGUGGGCAGUGCCGUGAGCGACGCCUCCACUAGCAUGUCGCGGUCCAGCGGCAGCCUGACGCCCCGCCCCCACAGCCUGAGCAGCCACACCCCGGGUUCAUCCAUGACAGACUGCAGCAGCAGCGCAGCUCAGGACCUGAGUCUCAGCUACAGCUCCCACCACUGCUGCCCCCCUUCCUUCUCAGGCCAGGACCCCUGCAGGGACCCCAGCGUGGUGGUGCAGGAGCUGCUCUCCUCGCUCUCCGAGGACUCGUGUCUGGCUCGAAAGGGCCUGGCGGUGGACCCUGUCAACCUCAAGCUUCCCAGUCCUACUGGCUCAGAGAACGCCAGCCCCGAGCUGGACAAUCGAAUCAACAUUUUUAAUCGCAGGAACCAGGAGGAGAGGCGGGGCCGAGGCAGAGGCUGUGUUCUGCUGCAGACGAAGCCACUGAUCCACCUGCAGGGCAGCUCCACCGAGCCGACUCUGGAGGAGAAGUACCGGCUGCUCGGCCCGGCCGACUCGCCUCUGGGACACAUGCCUGACACAUAAGCUACAUUUACACAGAAACAGAAGCUUUUAUUCUCGUUUUUACAGCCAUCCUGUUUGGCUUACUUCUGAUCUCUAGUGACAGGUCAAACCUCAAGAGAGGUGCAGACAUGAGGUUUGAAAAUGGGAUUUUUCUGUCGCUGUGUAAAUCCAAUCUUAGCUGGUUCAGAACAAGCUUGAGCUGCAGCUUCCAGCUAACACUGUUGUUCCACGACUUGUUCAGAGGUCUAUAGUAGAAAUCACAAAAGGAAUUCGUAGGCAGGGCCCUUUGCCAAAAAGUUCAAACCUCUUGUUUUCCUCCAAAUAGAUGUCUGAAAUCAAAGCUACCCAGAUAUAGCACAAAACAAAAACUGGAAGCUCCCGGUUUGCAGGAAGCUUGACGUGUCUUUGGACUUGAUCUUCAUCAGGAGUUCUACCUUAGAAGAGGUCAGACAUGCACUGAUUUUCACAAGAAUUAAAACCAGCAAAGGGCCGUUUAAGCCUAUACUGAACAAAAACACAAAUGCUGAAGAAAUUUCAAACGGUUUAAAAAAAGUGUUUUCUUUUUGAACUUUUCUGCAUAUGCUUUAUCUUUAUUUGUACUUUAAAUGUUGAACAUGCUGUUCAAAAUGCCACAGGGUACAAAAAAAAAACAGGACAAACUAUUUAAACAGCCAAUUUUUUUACCUUUGCUAUUCUGCUGUGUGUUUAUUUGUUCUGAAACUACAAACUAUGUUUAUAAACUUGAUAAAUAGCAUUUUCUUUUUGUUUGUUUUGUUUUCACUAAAUAUCAGGAAGGGUGUAUUUGUGCAGAUGAAUUUAAAAAAAAAGUUAACUGAGUGGUGUCUUCACAUCAAAGUAGGGCGGAGUGCUCGUAGCAUGAACCUUUAAAAGAUCUGUGCCAUAAAUGGUGAGCAAGUUCUUUGCACUUUAAUGUUUACAGACACUUUUGUAAACUUGAUAUGGAAGAAGUUGUUGCCAAAUGCAGGUGUUGUUAUUUGAAAUAAAAGAGCAAAAAUAAAAGUAUUUCUCCUUAUGA